Molecule: messenger RNA, 702 nt
Organism: Impatiens glandulifera
Lineage: Eukaryota; Viridiplantae; Streptophyta; Magnoliopsida; Ericales; Balsaminaceae
Product: transcription factor RAX2-like
Exons: 3
Coding region: 1-702 (233 amino acids)
Source: RefSeq, a predicted model, not a curated record
AUGGGAAGAGCUCCUUGCUGUGACAAAACUAAUGUAAAGAAAGGAUCUUGGUCUCCUGAAGAAGAUGAAAAGCUCAAAGGGUUCAUACACAAACAUGGAAUUGGUGGCAAUUGGAUUGCUUUUCCUCAUAAAGCAGGUCUUAGAAGAUGCGGAAAGAGUUGUAGAUUAAGAUGGUUAAACUAUUUGAGACCAAAUAUCAAACACGGAGACUUCUCUGAAGAAGAAGAUAGAAUUAUUUGCACCCUUUUCGCUACAAUUGGUAGCAGAUGGUCGAUAAUAGCAGCUCAAUUACCCGGAAGAACUGAUAACGAUAUCAAGAAUCACUGGAAUUCGAAGCUUAAGAAGAAACUCAUCUUUACACCAGUGGAAUACCCAAUUACAAAUUCUACCCCUACCUUCUUCCAGCCUGAUAAUCAUCAUCAUUAUCAUCAGUUGGAUUUGAGUAAUUCAUUUCUUGCUUUUGGAGGGGAAGCUAAUAACUGCAGCUCGACUGAUGUAUCAAGUUAUAGCAAUAAGAUCUUCAGGAGAUUAUCAUAUAAUGAUCAGAAGGAUCAGGAUUACAAGAUAGGAUCAGAAGUAAUUUAUUUUCAGAAUCCAAGUUAUGAUGAGUUUAAGGAUCUCAUGAACACAGACAUGAAUUUUCCUUUUGAUGAAAUCAGGGCAGAGGAAAAAGUCAUAUGUACUAAUAAUGAUGAUGUUUGA